AGGAAGAUGGCCGCGCUGACGGCGGAGAGCUUUGUAGCGCUCCAGAACCUGCUGAAGGUUUUUUGUAGAUGCUCUUUAUCAAGUUGAGGAAGUUCCCCACUAUUCCUGUUUUUAUGAGAGUUUUCAUCAAGAAUGGAUGUUGAAUUUUGUCUGCUGCUUUUUAUGCAUUGAUUGACAUCACGUGAUUUUCUUCUUGAGCCUAUUAAUAUGGUGGAUUACCUAGAUUUUUCAAAUAUUGAACCAGUCUGGCAUCCCUGGAAUAAAUCCCACAGAGUGAUAGCCUCCUCGAAAGAUGUUGUCAGACAGCUGUGCCAAGAGAGCUUUUCCAGUUCAGCCCUUGGCUCGAAAAAACUCUUGGAUAUUACGUGUUCCAGCUUGUCUGUGACCCAGGAGGAGGCCAAGCAGCUGCUCCAGGCUCUGCACCGCCUCACCAGGCUGGCUGCCUUCCGUGACCUGUCCUCGGCCGAGGCGAUUCUGGCUCUCUUUCCUGAGAAUUUCCACCAGAACCUCAAAAACCUGCUGACGAAAAUCAUCCUGGAACACGUAUCUACUUGGAGAAGUGAAACCCAAGCAAACCAGAUCUCUCUGCCACGCCUGGUCGACCUGGACUGGAGAGUGGAUAUCAAAACCGCUUCAGACAGCAUCAGCCGCAUGGCCGUGCCCACCUGCCUGCUCCAGAUGAAGAUCCAGGAAGAUCCCAGUGUGUGUGGAGACGGGCCCUCUGUCUCAGCGGUCACCAUGGAGCUGAGUAAGGAAACGCUGGACACCAUGUUAGAUGGGCUGGGCCGCAUCCGAGACCAGCUCUCUGCCGUGGCCAACAAGUGACUGCCAGCUGCUGGCCCAGCCCAGGCCACUGCUCGGCCUCGAGGAAGCACUCAGGGCCGCAGCUGCCCUGGGAGGAGGCAGGGCAGUGGGGACAGAGGCAGGCUGCCAUCAGGAAGGCACAGCUGGAUCAGAAGGGAGCAGCUGUGCCCAUGCCAUUCUCCCACUGCUUCUCUUUCUCUUUCUGAGGCUGCUGAGCAGAAGCCUCCGUCUCUGACCGGCUCCUGUGUGCGACUCUGCCCGCGGGGCAGCCAAGGGGACAUUUGCUUCUUCAGCCGCCUCUGUGUGGCUGAUGGAAAGUUCAGGCCCGAACUGUGGAGCUGGUCUAAUAAGUUCCCUUCCAGCGGUGGCUCUGAUGGGGCCAUUUCCACGCCUGGGACACAGCUGGGAGUCAGGUGGGUGACGCCAGCAGUUCCCGCCUCUCUGCCAGAGGAGCCAGGCAGACCCCACAGAGCAGGGCCACCGCAGUGUGGCCCCCUGCUGAAGUCUGGUGCCUUCCCGAGCUCCCUGGGCCCGCUGGACCACCUUCCAGCGUCGGGGUCUGACGUGGGUGCUGAGGCCCCUCGUGCAGCCAGCGGCCCCUUCCGUGAUUGAUGGCAGCCGCUCCGGGGUGAGGAAGUGGGAGGGAUUGGAAAUAAAUAGCAGUUCCACAAGGUCGUGA
Messenger RNA from Equus caballus (horse), 1483 nucleotides. RefSeq names its product COMM domain containing 9 (gene COMMD9). NCBI's taxonomy places the organism in Eukaryota, Metazoa, Chordata, Mammalia, Perissodactyla, Equidae. The record is from RefSeq and is a predicted model, not a curated record.